Messenger RNA from Corythoichthys intestinalis (scribbled pipefish), 2568 nucleotides. RefSeq names its product acyl-CoA synthetase short chain family member 3 (gene acss3). Gene Ontology annotation, molecular function: propionate-CoA ligase activity. Gene Ontology annotation, cellular component: mitochondrial matrix. The transcript has 15 exons. Bases 31 to 2142 code for a protein of 703 amino acids. NCBI's taxonomy places the organism in Eukaryota, Metazoa, Chordata, Actinopteri, Syngnathiformes, Syngnathidae. The record is from RefSeq and is a predicted model, not a curated record.
GUUAAUCGUGCGGUGCAAAGUUCUCCAAAGAUGCAAGUUAGAGUUCUUUCUUCAAGUAGCUUUGACGUCACCGGAAGUGUUAGUGAGAGCGCGUGGAGAGGAAAAUUAGGCAAAAGUUCAGAAAAAAGUGCAAAAAUGUUCGCUCGUGUUCCGAAAGUGUGCAGCGGACGCCUGUUGUGGGGUGUUUACGUAUGUAGGAAAAGUGAAAGUUUGCAACGCGGCUGCGCGAACGAUGCACGCAGGGCAACGGAGGAGCACUACGGCCGAGCCUUCGCAGAGGCUCGGGACCGACCGGAGCAGUACUGGGCCCGAGCGGGCCAGGACAUUAGCUGGUUCCAACCGUGGAGCAAAACAUUGCACGUGGAAGACCCGGUGUUCCCCAACUGGUUUGUGGGCGGCAAACUGAAUAUGUGUUACAACGCCGUGGAUCGGCACGUGGAAGGCGGGCGCGGCGAGCAGGCGGCCAUCAUCCACGACAGCCCCGUGACCGGCACCAAGCGGAUCGUGACGUACCGGGAGCUCCAGGAGCAGGUGUCGCUGCUCGCCGGCGUCUUGGUGAAAAAUGGCGUCCGCAAGGGCGACCUGGUGGUCAUCUACAUGCCCAUGGUACCCCAAGCUAUGUUCGCCAUGUUAGCGUGCGCCCGCGUCGGCGCGCCGCACAGCCUCAUCUUCGGCGGCUUCGCCUCCAAAGAGCUGUCGGUGCGCAUCGAUCACGCCAAGCCCAAAAUGAUCGUGACCGCCUCGUUCGGGAUCGAGCCCGGCCGUCGGGUGGCCUACGUGCCGUUGGUGGAAAAAGCCUUGGAACUUAGCUCUCACAAGCCCUCCAAAGUACUCGUCUACUGCAGAGAGAACAUGGAGAAAGUCUCAUUGGGCGGAGACUUGUCUUUAGACUGGGACGAGCAGAUGGCGACCGCCCGACGCCACGACUGCGUCCCGGUCCCUUCCGACCACCCGCUCUACAUUCUCUACACAUCGGGCACCACCGGAACGCCCAAGGGCAUCGUACGAGACACUGGGGGCUGCGCAGUGAUGCUAAAGUGGACCAUGUCCAACAUAUACGGACUGCGCCCUGGAGAAGUGUGGUGGGCCGCAUCGGACCUAGGCUGGGUGGUGGGCCACUCGUACAUCUGCUACGCCCCCCUCCUCCACGGGAACAGCAGCGUCCUCUACGAGGGCAAACCGGUGGGAACCCCGGACCCGGGCGCUUUUUUCCGCGUCCUCUCAGAACACGGCGCCGCCGGCCUGUUCACCGCGCCUACAGCACUCCGGGCCAUCCGCCAGCAGGAUCCCCGCGCCCGGUGCGGGGCGGCGUAUGCGCUACCCAGGCUGCGCUCCAUCUUUUUGGCGGGAGAACGCUGCGACGUGGAGACGCUAGAGUGGGCCAAGAGAAGUUUCGGGGUUCCCGUGUUGGAUCACUGGUGGCAGACGGAGACCGGUUCGCCGAUCACGUCCACGUGCAUUGGCCUGGGAAACUCGAUUGCGCCCCCCGCAGGCCAGGCGGGCAAACCGGUGCCAGGCUACGACGUGAGGGUAAUCGACGACCACAUGCGACAGGUGACGCCGAGAACUCUGGGAAACAUCGUGGUGAGAUUACCUCUUCCGCCCGGCGCCUCGUCGUCCCUGUGGCAGAAUUCGCAUCUUUUUAAGCAGAUCUAUUUCACAAAAUUCCCGGGUUACUACGACACCAUGGACGCCGGUUUUGUGGACGAGGAGGGCUUCUUGUACAUCAUGUCGCGCUCCGACGAUGUCAUCAACGUGGCCGGACACAGGUUGUCGGCAGGAGCGCUGGAGGAGUCCGUUUUGCAGCAUCCGGCAGUGGCCGACUGUGCCGUGGUGGGCUUGGAGGACCCGCUGAAGGGCCACGUACCGCUUGCCUUGUGUGUGCUAAAAAACGGAGUGCAACAGUGCCAAAAGGACGUAGCGAAGGAGACGGUAAAGCUCGUACGGGACACGGUGGGACCCGUGGCCGCCUUCCGGAAGGUUCUUUUCGUUCGCGGGCUUCCCAAGACCAGAUCGGGGAAGAUCCCCCGUUCCUCGCUAGGGAAUUUGGUCAACGGGAAGCCCUACAAGAUUACGCCCACCAUCGAGGACCCCGAAGUGUUUCAAGAAAUCGAGAAAGUUCUGAAGUCGAACGCUACUUGAACUCACCGCCGAGGAGACAGAGGGAAGUGCAAUCAUCUACUAGUCUGGAAAAUGGCAAACUGGAAGGCUAUGCUACUACAGUAUCUUAUCGGCUGCCACUGACGGCGACAGACAUCCCAUCCAUUUGAACGUUCAUUCGCUGCCACCUUCCCAGUUCAAAUGGAUCGGACGCCCGUUGUCGUCAAUGGUGACGAAUGUGAAAAAAAAAUGAAGUCAUUCAAUUACGAUUAAAAUCGAAAUCAAGCUCAAAAGUUGAAACUCCAUCCACUCACAGUAUUUUUGUCUUUUUAAUAUCUUUUUGUUUUUUGCUCACCACUUUAGUUUUCCACUGACGUACGCACAAGUCAGAAAUAAAUAAAAAUGUCUCCACACAAAACGGAACCAUGAUGACGUCCUUGUUCGUGCAAAUUGAAAGACUUCCAAAAC